AUGUCGUCGUCAGGAUUUUUACGUUGGGGUAAAGUUUUCGCAGCUGGAGGUAGCAUUGUGUUGGCUGGUGUACUUCUAUUCAAGUACACUACACCAACAGAUGAGCAGCUCAUUCAGGCUUUGUCUCCGGAAUUAAGGUUGCAAUAUGAGAGAGAAAGAAAUCUCCGUCAGGCAGAACAACAAGAGUUGAUGAAGAUCGUACAGCAGACAAUGAAGAGUAAUGAUCCGAUUUGGAAAAGUGGGUCUGUUGAAAAUCCAUGGGAGAAGGAUAAUGGAUCUAGAGCUACUAAGGAUCAGUUCCAAAGAAUGAAGGCUGAUCAAGUGCAGAAAGAAGAGUUGGAGAGAAUUAGGCAGGAACUUGGUAAGAUUAGAACGGAAAGUCUGAACGAAACCGACAAAAUAGUUUCGAAGAAAAGUUGGUGGAGUUUGUGGUAA
Kluyveromyces marxianus DMKU3-1042 is the source of this 435-nucleotide messenger RNA. It is a transcript of the gene CBP4, whose product is annotated as Cbp4p. The record is from RefSeq and is a predicted model, not a curated record. Lineage: Eukaryota; Fungi; Ascomycota; Saccharomycetes; Saccharomycetales; Saccharomycetaceae. The coding region runs from base 1 to 435 and encodes 144 amino acids. The transcript has a single exon. Gene Ontology annotation, biological process: mitochondrial respiratory chain complex III assembly. Gene Ontology annotation, cellular component: mitochondrial membrane.